Messenger RNA from Cornus florida, 3361 nucleotides. RefSeq lists its product as uncharacterized. The transcript has 4 exons. Gene Ontology annotation, molecular function: protein binding. The record is from RefSeq and is a predicted model, not a curated record. Bases 160 to 2454 code for a protein of 764 amino acids. NCBI's taxonomy places the organism in Eukaryota, Viridiplantae, Streptophyta, Magnoliopsida, Cornales, Cornaceae.
CUCUAUUUGUCUCUGCCGCUCACUUCUUUUGAGUUUCUCCCCUCUCGAGUCUCGUGUAUAUAGAGAGAGAAACUAAUAUACAAAGACAGAGCCAGAGUAUUAUAUAUCUACACACAAGCGAAGUCAGAGAACACAGUCUCAGUUCUCGCCUCGCCGGAAAUGACGGUGUUUGGCCACUCAGGAGGCGGCGGUUUUCUCGCCGGAAAACAGGUGUUUCCGGUGGACUGUGAAGCUGAGGUCUCUCAGCGACUCCUUGAAGCUUCCCACUGCAACGAUCUCAAAUCGGCAUUCGAAUGCAUUGCCGAUCCGUUCGUCGACGUCAACAUCAUCGGCGCUGUGUGCUUGAAGAUUCGGAAGUCGGAGGUGUUGUGUCACGACGAAUCGGCAAAUGAAGCUAGAGUCGAGUAUGAGGAGUUCAGGACUGAUGUCACGCCUUUGUUCCUCGCUGUUCAUGCUGGAAAUGUGACGCUCGUCAGGAAGCUACUGUGCGUUGGAGCCGAUGUGAACCAGAAACUCUUCAGAGGCUUCGCGACAACAGCAGCAGUGAGGGAGGGCCACCUUGAGAUUUUGGAAAUCUUGAUUAAAGCUGGAGCUUCUCAAGCUGCUUGCGAGGAGGCUCUGUUAGAAGCUAGCUGUCAUGGGCAUGCAAGACUUGCGGAGCUGCUCAUGGGAUCCGAUUUGAUUCGGCCCCAUGUUGCUGUGCAUUCUCUUGUCACUGCAUGUUGCAGAGGGUUCGUGGAUGUGGUGGAUGCUCUCAUGAAGUGUGGAGUGGAUGUGAAUGCAACUGAUCGGAUGCUGCUUCGAUCAUCUAAACCUUCUCUGCAUACAAAUGUUGACUGUACUGCUCUUAUUGCUGCAGUCGUUAGCAAGCAGGUCACUGUUGUCCGUCUACUAAUACAGGCUGGUGCCAGAACAGACAUCAAAGUGCCACUGGGAGCAUGGUCGUGGGAUAUGGCUUCAGGUGAAGAGUUCCGAGUGGGUGCCGGACUGGCGGAGCCCUAUGCCAUCACCUGGUGUGCAGUGGAGUACUUUGAAUUCAGUGGUGCCAUCUUAAGCAUGCUCCUCCAACAUCUACCCCUUGACACAACUCAUUGCGGAAGAACCCUCCUCCACCAUGCCAUCCUCUGCGGUAAUACAAGUGCCAUCAAUGUGCUCUUGAAUUGUGGUGCUGAUAUAGAAUCCCCCAUUAAAACAUCCGGGACAAUUGAGUUCCGUCCAAUACACAUGGCUGCACGUCUUGGAUUCUCAACAAUCCUUCAAUGCCUAAUUGACUUUGGCUGUGAUCUAAACUCAAGGACAGAUACCGGUGAGACAGCUUUGAUGAUAUGUGCAAAAUAUAAGCGAGAAGAGUGUCUCACAGUAUUGACCAGAGCUGGUGCUGAUUUUGGCUUGGUCAAUGUAGCUGGCCAGUCUGCAAUUUCUAUUGCUGGGUCGAACCAAUGGUCCCUUGGGUUUCAACAAGCUGUCUUAGAUCUAAUUAGAGCUGGAAAGGUUCCCAACUCCAGCAAUGUUUCUGUUUUUACUCCUCUAUUAUUCGUAGCUCGAUCAGGUGAUAUUCAAGGCUUGAAAGCUCUGAUUGCAAGGACAGGAAUUGAUCUUGAUUAUCAGGAUGACACAGGUUUUUCAGCAAUAAUGAUUACUGCAAUGGAAGGUUGUGUUGAAGCAUUUCGGUUGCUUGUCUAUGCAGGGGCUGAUGUAAAGCUGUCUAACAAAUCUGGUGAGACUGCCAUUACCCUGUCCAAAUUAAAUCAGAACCGUGACCUAUUUGAGAAGGUAAUGCUUGAAUUUGCCCUUGAAAAGGGUGAUCGAAAUGCUGGAUGGUUUUAUGCCCUACAUUGUGCAGCUCGUCGUGGAGACAUGGAUGCAGUUAAACUGUUGACUACAAGGGGUUAUGAUGUAAACGUCCCUGAUGGUGAUGGCUACACACCACUCAUGUUGGCAGCUAGGGAAGGGCAUGGACGUAUGUGCGAGAUUUUGAUCUCGUGUGGAGCAUGUUGUGACAUAAAAAAUGUGAAGGGUGAAACUGCACUCUCACUUGCUAGGAAGGAAGGUGGCAUGCAAAAUGAUGCAGAACGUGUGAUACUGGAUGAGCUUGCUCGCAAGCUGGUAUUAGGUGGUUCGCAUGUGCAGAAGCACACCAAAGGCGGGAAAGGAGCUCCUCAUGGGAAAGUUAUUAAAAUGAUGGAGGCUAGAGGAUUGUUGCGGUGGGGUAAAUCAAGCCGGAGAAAUGUGAGAUGCAGAGAGGCUGAAGUGGGGCCGAGCUCAAGCUUCCAGCGACUUAGACAGAGGAAGGGUGAUGCUGCUGGACCUGGAGUGUUUCGGGUGAUGACAACGAAAAACAAAGAAGUGCAUUUUGUGUGUGAGGGUGGACAUGAAAUGGCAGAGCUGUGGGUCAGAGGAAUAAAACUUGUCACAAGGGAGGCCUUGUUUGAUAAGAAGCAGAGAGAUACAUGAACGGAAAGGCUGUCUAGUUAUCGUGUAUAGGUGGUGUUCAGCAAAAUACUUCAUCUUGAAGUAUUUGCAACUGUCUCUUUCUCAUUGUAAAGGUUUUGUUUUCCUGAGCUGUAAAUGCAUUUUGAAGAUGGAAGGGGCAAAAGUCUUUGAAAUUUGUUCAAUAUGUAGGUAUGAGUAAGGAUCUUGGAGAGGGUCUUGAACUUAAUCAAAGGUGGAGAUUUUAUCAUCAGGUGAUAAGAAUGGACCAUUAUAGGUGGUUCAAUCUCCACCUUCGAUAGUAGCACAGAACCCUCCCCAACACUGGACUUAUAGGUGAUGAGAGUGGACCAUUAUACCGGCAUGCAAGUAUUGCUAGUUCAGUCUUCUUCCAAACUUGUUUUGCGAAUUCUAACCCGGCCUCCCGAUUUAGCACUCAUCCUUUCCAAACACUUGUACAAUAUAGCCAAAGCUGCUCCAGCAAAUUCAAGGACACCUCACACUAAACAGACAAGUUUGGAACAAACGACUAACGCCUCAUUACCAAAUAGUGUAAAGUUAGAAUUGUGAUAGAUCCUUCUUGCAAAUGUUGAAUCUUCAUAGCAUCCUCAGAACAUUGAUUCACCACAUUUAACUUAUUAGAAUCUAAAGUUGUUAAGUUUCAAAGAAAAGUUUUACAGACAACAAUCAGAUAUAGAAAUUUUCACCUAUGGAAUGCCAAGUGCAAAUCUAUUAUUACUAUUAUUAUUAUUAUUUUUUUAAAAAAAAAAAAAGAAAAAAAAGAAAGAAAGAGGAAGACUAUGAAAUUGCAUGAGAAAUAAGGAAUACCACCAAUAGUGUCUCGUUGCUGAGCCUUUCAGAUAUUCAAAUCUUCAUAUCAGCACAAAAAUAUUGUUGCAGAGCAUUCGGAUGCGCUCGCAGAUGGAGAGAG